Molecule: messenger RNA, 1646 nt
Organism: Bursaphelenchus okinawaensis
Lineage: Eukaryota; Metazoa; Nematoda; Chromadorea; Rhabditida; Aphelenchoididae
Source: the annotation of a GenBank genome assembly
AUGCAGAAACAACAGCUUUUGAUCCAUAAAGUGAAUGUAGUUGAACACAAUGGCGUCAAAAUGGGCACGAUAUUUAUUAAAUCGGGAUCCGUGGUGUUGGAUAUUGUCAAGGAUGCGCUGAAGAAGCUGAAUGCUGGCUUCGACUGUCUGGUCAAAACUGAAGUUCUGCGGAAUGGAAAGCGUGUAAAAGUGAAUCCGACUGUUAGGGUAAAGGAGAACGAAGACUUGACUAUUACUUUGGACUUUCAUCGUUGGGUAGGUUGCUUUACAAUUUAUUUUUUAAAUAUUUGGGUUGAAUGAGGUAUUAUAUAGUAAUGUGUUUGAUUUUUGCUCUUCAAUUCAGCUAUUUUGUGCUUAACCAAAUGAUUGAUAUUGUUUUAGCUUAGGAUGGACUCGCUGGUUGAAGCUGUAGUUUUUUCAAAGGAUAACAAGCAAUUGACGGAAACUGUUUUGAAUUAUGCGGGUUAUGGUACGUUUUCUUUGCUUUUGAGUUGCUUUUUGAUGGUAUUUUAGGUAUUUUUCUUUAGUAAAUUACCUUUAAAACACGUGUUUUGUGAAUUUUUAUAAUUUUAUACCUAAAAUUUUUUCUUUGAUUGUCUUUCACGUUUAAAUAUGACUUUAUGCAUUGUUUUGUUUUUAUUAACAAUAAGGUAAAAUUAAUGUUUUCAGAGAUAAGGGAACAGAUUCGGAAUUUGGAGGACAAUUACCUCUAUGAUGAUGGGAAACUCAGAGCCUACAGCCAAAUCUCAGACGAUGUAGUUGGCACUAUUAAGCGAGCGCUUUUGGAUUGCCUUCAGAAGGUCAAGCAAGGUGAGGCAACUUCGAGUGUCAAUGGAGUUAGGAAAGGAAAUAUUGAUGUAAGGGGCAGUCGUUUUGAAGAAAAUGGUGUUGGUAAGGGAGAAACUUCAGGACUAGAGAUUCAGAUACAGAGGGACACGGCGUAAGUUUCUUUUAUAGUUUUGCUUUGGUGUAUCAAUUAUAUUGCUGUAGCGAUGCUUUUUAAUGAAACAAUUUUUAUUUUUAAUUGUAGACAACAACGGAAGCUGAAGAAGGGCGACACUGUAUUUUAUAAUUCAAAUGCACAGCCAAAAGCGGUCUAUGUGGUCCAAAAAACGGAGAAAUUUAACUCCUUCUUGAUGACCAUGAACCCAGACGUAUUGCCUGUUUUAGCCGGUGUCUUCACUUUCGUUGUAAGAUUAUUUAUUGAAGUUUUCACUUUUUUAUGAAGCUUUUAUUUUCCACUUUUUACAUUAUAAAUUUAUUUUUAGUUUAAUUUGCCUAUGCUUAAUGUUCUCGAAUUUGUCAACUCUAUGAUCGGAUACAGAGGAAAGGAUACAUGUUUGAUUAUCGUCCCAUCUUCACAAUGGUUCUUCUCGAAGCGAUGCAACAUUAAGUUGGAUAGUAUUUUCAAAAAAGGGCUUAUGGACUUGAACGAAACUUUUGAAACUCUGCCAAAUAUCUACGUGUACUUUCUCGGAUUUCCAACUGACCCAUUAGAUGUGCACUUUAAUGGACGAUUGGGAGAAUUCAACAGGAUUUGUGAACAAAAUGCUUAUCACUUUGGAUACCUCAAUGUUUUUGCCGAAACUUCUGAAGUUAUCAGCGUUGGAACGCCCAAAAUUGAACAGUCCAAAGUUGUUGCCUGA